AUGGCUGGCAAUCUCAUAGAACUUACUGCUGAAGUCGACCUGAAGAAAUUGGCUGAAGAGCAUAAAAACACGGCAGUGAUCCUCGACUUUUGGGCUGCCUGGGCUCAACCAUGUGCACAAAUGAACGACGUGUUCGGAGAAUUGGCAAAAAAGCAUACUGCACUCAAGUUUAUCAAGAUUGAAGCAGAAAAGUUCCCGGAGAUCUCCGAAUCCUUUGAUAUUGCAGCAGUACCAACUUUCAUUGUUCUCAAAAAUAGCAAGGUUGCGGAUCGCGUAGAUGGAGCUAAUGCAUCUGAACUCACAAGCAUAGUGGAAAAGCAUGCCAAGACUACUUCAUUAAAACCAACGCCGGCACAACCUCGUGAAGCACCUAAGGCUGAUCUAAACACACGUCUUAAAGAAUUGAUCAAUUCUGAUUCGGUUAUGGUGUUUAUUAAGGGUACUCCAAGUCAACCUCGAUGUGGAUUCACCCGACAACUUGUAGAAAUUCUCAAUGAGAACCAAGUGAAGUUUAGUUCAUUUAACAUUUUAACCGACGAGGAGGUUAGACAAGGUUUAAAGGAAUAUUCUAAGUGGCCUACCUAUCCUCAGUUAUAUAUCAGUGGUGAACUUAUUGGUGGAUUAGACAUUGUCAAAGAGUUGGUUUCUUCGGGAAGUUUUAAGGACAUGAUUCCAAAAGAAAGGGACCUUAACGAGCGACUCCAAGAAUUAACCACAAAAUCCAAAUUGGUUAUAUUCAUAAAAGGUUCACCGGAUGCUCCGCGUUGUGGAUUCACUAAACAGCUAAUCGGUAUUCUUAAUGAGAAGAAGGCCAAAUACGAAUACUUUGACAUUUUAAAAGACGAGGAAGUUAGACAAGGAUUGAAAACUUUAGUUAAUUGGCCUACUUAUCCAAUGGUAUUUAAUAAUGGAGAAUUGAUCGGUGGAUUGGAUAUUAUCAAAGAAUUGAGUUCUAGUGGUGAAUUGGAUAGUAUUAUUGGUACAGAGGUCUCGGCCUAA
Molecule: messenger RNA, 999 nt
Organism: Acaulospora morrowiae
Lineage: Eukaryota; Fungi; Glomeromycota; Glomeromycetes; Diversisporales; Acaulosporaceae
Source: the annotation of a GenBank genome assembly